GCGGGCAGCGGCGCGGAGCCGGGCGGGCGCCCCUUCCCCGCCGGCGGGCAUCGGCCUGCCCUGAGCUGCUUCUCGGAGGGGAGCCGGCAGCGGGACCGCCGCCAUGGGGUCUGGAGGCGGGCUGGGGCUGGCGGCGGUGCUGGCGGCCGCCGUGCUGUGCGGGCCCGGGGGUCUCGCCGGGCGCGUCCUCAGCGGUCAAAAGGUGUGCUAUGGUGACUUCAAGCAUUCUUGUUACAAGUUAGCUUAUUUCCAGGACUUGUCUAGACGUGUGGGCUUUCAGGAGGCCCGUCAAGCUUGUGAAAUUGAUGGUGGGGCUUUACUGAGCUUGGAAAGUGAAGCCGAGCAGCAGCUAAUAGAAAACAUGUUACAAAACCUCACUAAAUCAGGCUCUGGGAUUUCUGAUGGUGAUUUCUGGAUUGGGUUGUGGAGAAGUGGUGACGGACUAGCCACCUCAAGUGCUUGCCCUGAUCUCUACCAGUGGGCUGAUGGAAGUAUUUCACCAUUCAGAAAUUGGUAUACAGAUGAGCCUUCCUGUGGAAGUGAAGCCUGUGUUGUGAUGUAUCAUCAGCCAACUGCAAACCCUGGUCUGGGAGGGCCAUACCUUUAUCAAUGGAAUGAUGAUAGAUGCAACAUGAAGCACAAUUUUAUCUGCAAGUAUGGCCCAGAUAAUGUCUUAGAAAAAGAAUUAGGAGACAGAGCAGAGCCAGAUUACGAUAUUUUUCCAACAGUGCCAACAGGAAAUCCUUAUGACACAAGCAAACCAGAAGAUCAGUAUCAUGUUAUUGCUACUGAAACAGGUAUAAUUCCGAAUCUAAUUUAUGUCGUAAUACCCACUAUACCACUACUGCUGCUGAUACUGGUGGCUUUUGGGACUUGCUGUUUCCAGAUGCUUCAUAAAAGUAAAGGAAGAACAAAAACCAGUCCAAACCAGUCCACACUGUGGAUUUCAAAGACGCCUAGGAAGGACAGUAGCAUGGAGGUGUCUUCUACAGCACUUGUUUUUAUUACAGAUGUUAUGGAAGCAAAACCUAGAAAAUAUUUAAAUAUGUAUCACUUCUUUGAAUGGUACAAAUUACACCAUCUACAGGAUAUCCAAUAUUGCCUAAUCAAUGCACAUAAAUCAGGAUGCAUUCCACUGAUGCACAGUAAAACUUGAUCAAUCUGUGACAAUAUACAGGAGGAACAGGCAACACUGAGUUUACCUUUAUGAGGUAUGAUGUCAUCCUUUAUACCACUGGCAGAGAUUCAACUAAUUAAUGGAGGCCCACAUUAAUUACGGGUUAAGUGCAAAUGCUCAGUAUUAAUACCAUAUAUUUAAAGUGCAAUUCUUCAUUGUUCAGAAAAUGCUGCUUGGUUUCCAUGAUUCUCUGCUUUAAAGUAAAAACUGAGGGUUUACUAGAAGGUAAUGGAGCCUUUAGCUGAGCCCACACGUGAUUCAAAACACAGUAAUUAAACUGUGAGCUAGUUGUUAAAUUUUUCUAUUAGUGUCACAAAUUAUUCAUAAUCUGAUGCCUUCUUAGUGAACCUGCACAUAAAACAAGGGUUUCAUCAUCAUUAAAAUAAAAAAGAAAAGGCAUGGCAUGAAUGUCAUAUGGCCAUCUCAGCUAGUUGGAAAGAUGCCCCGGAGUCAUUGGAGAGAAAGGGGCACUUGUGAAUUUAUAUUAAUUUCAUUCCAAAGUAAACAUCUAGAAACCCUCUAAAAAGUGCCACUCCCCAGUGAUUUCAGUAUGAUCCUUUGAAAGUGUGUUUUGCUCUAUACAGGAUUGAUUGAUGGUUCAGGUCAUACUUCAGCCCAGCUUUACUGACAACUAUCCACCAUUUGGAUACUUGCAUGUUGUGGGACUAUCAGAAUGUGUUAGCUUCUGAGUGCAAUGAAUAUUACCCAUAUACACAGUGUGCCGCUGUCACCAGCCAUUCAUCACUGACA
Aquila chrysaetos chrysaetos is the source of this 1927-nucleotide messenger RNA. RefSeq names its product chondrolectin (gene CHODL). Bases 104 to 1156 code for a protein of 350 amino acids. The transcript has 8 exons. Gene Ontology annotation, biological process: positive regulation of axonogenesis. Gene Ontology annotation, cellular component: cytoplasm. NCBI's taxonomy places the organism in Eukaryota, Metazoa, Chordata, Aves, Accipitriformes, Accipitridae. The record is from RefSeq and is a predicted model, not a curated record.